Scaptodrosophila lebanonensis is the source of this 2262-nucleotide messenger RNA. RefSeq names its product protein mothers against dpp (gene Mad). Gene Ontology annotation, biological process: cell differentiation; BMP signaling pathway; regulation of transcription by RNA polymerase II. The record is from RefSeq and is a predicted model, not a curated record. The coding region runs from base 181 to 1548 and encodes 455 amino acids. Gene Ontology annotation, molecular function: RNA polymerase II cis-regulatory region sequence-specific DNA binding; I-SMAD binding; DNA-binding transcription factor activity, RNA polymerase II-specific. Gene Ontology annotation, cellular component: heteromeric SMAD protein complex. The transcript is spliced from 4 exons. Lineage: Eukaryota; Metazoa; Arthropoda; Insecta; Diptera; Drosophilidae.
AUGGGUAAAACUUCGUUUCAUAUUGACCUAUCAAAAUGAAACUUGGCAUACGGACGCAUAAUCACUAACUGAAAUUUUUUUCCAAAUUUUGUUGAAAAAUUCUUAUAAUUACGACAGUUAUGGAAAAUCGAGAAUAGGUGUUAUACUAGUUAUCGGAUAUCCUUACCACACUCUAACAGAAUGGACACCGACGACGUCGAAUCCAAUACGAGUAGCGCCAUGUCUACAUUAGGCACAUUAUUCUCUUUCACAUCACCGGCGGUAAAAAAGCUUCUUGGCUGGAAGCAAGGGGAUGAGGAAGAAAAAUGGGCCGAAAAGGCCGUAGAUAGUUUGGUUAAAAAGUUGAAGAAACGUAAGGGCGCCAUUGAAGAGCUGGAGCGUGCGCUGUCCUGUCCCGGUCAGCCAUCCAAAUGCGUUACCAUACCACGCUCCCUCGAUGGUCGUUUACAGGUCUCUCAUCGUAAGGGGUUGCCUCAUGUCAUUUAUUGCCGCGUCUGGCGUUGGCCCGACUUACAAUCGCAUCAUGAGCUGAAACCUCUUGAGAUUUGUCAAUAUCCAUUUAGCGCAAAACAGAAAGAGGUAUGCAUAAACCCGUAUCAUUAUAAACGCGUAGAGAGUCCAGUAUUGCCCCCGGUUUUGGUACCGCGUCACUCAGAGUUUGCACCAGGACACUCAUUGCUUCAGUUCAAUCAAAUGGCCGAGCCCAAUAUGCCACACAAUGUAAGCUAUUCCAGCAGCGGUUUUAAUUCUCACAGCAUGGGAAAUAGCAACACAUCUGUGGGCAGUCCCAGUUCCGUGAACUCCAAUCCUAACUCGCCCUAUGACAGCCUAGCGGGAACACCGCCACCCGCUUAUAGUCCAUCCGAGGAUGGCAAUUCCAAUAAUCCCAAUGAUGGCGCACAAAUGAUCGAUGCGCAAAUGGGCGAUGUGGCGCAGGUUAGCUACUCGGAGCCAGCCUUUUGGGCAUCUAUUGCUUAUUAUGAGCUAAAUUGUCGUGUCGGCGAGGUAUUUCACUGUAACAACAACUCGGUGAUUGUAGAUGGCUUUACGAAUCCAUCCAACAAUUCUGACCGCUGCUGCCUGGGCCAGUUAAGCAAUGUGAAUCGUAACAGUACCAUAGAGAACACACGCCGUCAUAUAGGCAAAGGUGUGCAUCUGUAUUAUGUGACCGGAGAGGUCUAUGCCGAAUGUCUCUCUGACUCUGCCAUAUUUGUGCAGUCGCGCAACUGUAACUAUCACCACGGCUUUCAUCCGAGUACUGUGUGUAAAAUACCCCCCGGGUGUUCUCUGAAGAUCUUCAAUAAUCAGGAAUUUGCUCAACUGCUCUCGCAAUCAGUCAACAACGGAUUCGAAGCCGUCUACGAGUUGACGAAAAUGUGCACAAUACGCAUGUCAUUUGUAAAGGGUUGGGGCGCUGAAUAUCAUCGCCAGGAUGUGACCUCAACGCCCUGUUGGAUUGAAAUACACUUGCAUGGGCCGUUGCAAUGGUUAGACAAAGUGCUAACGCAAAUGGGGUCACCGCAUAAUGCAAUUAGUUCGGUAUCUUAAGCUAAUGUUUUUGGUUUAACUGUAAAACCAACGCAGAAAGUAAGUCAAGCUAUAAAAGAGUAAAAUCCAUAGGCUCAUCAUAUGCAGCAACAAAUAAGCUGAUACAUGAGCAAUAAAUGCGAAGUAUUCAGGAUAAAUGUGUCGAAUAUUUCUUAUAAGUAUGCAUUCAUGAAAUGCAUACUGCCAUUGCCUGAUAUGUAUGCUGGAAAACAUUUACUCACCCGCCUUUCGCCUAUUUAAUAGUUUACUAUAUGGAUUUUUACGCUUGUGGUCUGUUUGUCAUUCCUUAAGCAAAAAUAAAACAAAAUAAAGCGAUAUGCGGAGAAUAUAAAGCAACAAUCGAAAUGAUAUUUAUAAAACUGUUCCACAUAGGCAUACUCUCUUAGCGCUAUUGUACAAGCCUUAUUGCAAGUAAUACCAUAUGUAUGUGUCGUGCACCUUGCUUUAAAUGUAACAACAAAACCUAUACCAUACAAUUACACCUAACGUGCCCAUUUACUGGCAAAAUACAAACAACUAUUUACUAUGCUUAAUUAUGAAAAGGCAAAACUUAUUCAGCAAAACUCAAUUUCUAUGUUACAUUUUCUUACUUUGCCUUUAUCAACAAUUUCGAUUGUUUAAAACAAUAAGUUUAACUAAUUUUAGGUUUGAUAUCCACCCAAAAACAAAAAGUUAAUGUGAAAUAAAAUUUUAUUUUUAAUUUUUUACAAUCAA